This is a messenger RNA of Myotis daubentonii (Daubenton's bat), 7437 nucleotides long. It is a transcript of the gene BAG4, whose product is annotated as BAG cochaperone 4. Gene Ontology annotation, molecular function: protein-folding chaperone binding; adenyl-nucleotide exchange factor activity. Gene Ontology annotation, biological process: protein stabilization. Lineage: Eukaryota; Metazoa; Chordata; Mammalia; Chiroptera; Vespertilionidae. The record is from RefSeq and is a predicted model, not a curated record. Gene Ontology annotation, cellular component: cytoplasm; cytosol; nucleus.
AUGUCGGCCCUAAGGCGCUCGGGCUAUGGCCCCAGUGAUGGUUCGUCUUAUGGCCGCUACUACGGGCCUGGGGGUGGAGAUGUGCCGGUGCACCCACCUCCACCCUUAUAUCCUCCUCGUCCUGAACCUCCUCAGCCUCCCAUUUCCUGGCGGGUGCGCGGGGGCGGCCCGGCGGAGACCACCUGGCCGGGAGAAGGCGGAGGAGGCGAUGGCUACUAUCCCUCUGGAGGCACCUGGACGGAGCCGGGUCGAGCUGGGGGAAGCCACCAGGAGCAGCCACCAUAUCCUAACUACAAUUCCAACUACUGGAACUCUGCCAGACCUAGGGCUCCUUACCCAACAAGUACAUAUCCUGUAAGACCAGAAAUGCAAGGCCAGAGUUUGAAUUCUUAUACAAAUGGAGCAUAUGGCCCACAAUACCCCACUGGCCCUGGGGCAAAUACUGCCUCAUACUCUGGGACUUACUACACACCUGGAUAUUCUCAGACCAAUUACUCCACAGAGGUUCCAAGCACUUACCGUUCACCUGGCAACAGCCUAACCCCAGUCUCUCGUUGGCUGUAUCCCCAGCAGGACUGCCAGGCUGAAGCACCUCCUCUUAGGGCGCAGGUUCCAGGAUAUCCUGCACCACAGAACCCUGGAAUGACCCUGCCCCAUUAUCCUUAUGGGGAUGAUAAUCGUAGUGUUCCAGAGCCAGGACCAUCUGUACGACCACAAGAGGACUCAUGGGCUUCUCCUGAUGCUUAUGGAAUGGGAACCCGUUACCCCUGGCCUGCAGCUGCGCCCUCAGCACCACCUGGGAAUCUUUACAUGAGUGAAAGUACUUCACCAUGGCCUGGCGGUGGCUCUCCUCAGCCACCUCCAUCACCACCACCCCAGCAGCCCAAGGAUUCCUCAUACCCGUAUAGCCAAUCAGAUCAAGGCAUGAACCGGCACAACUUUCCUUGCAAUGUCCAUCAGUAUGAGUCCUCGGGAACAGUGAACAGUGAUAAUUCAGAUCAUUUGGAUACCCAAGUCCAGUAUAGUGCGGAGCCUCAGCUGUAUGGUAACACCACCAAUGAACAUCCCAGCAAUCAAGAGCAAAGUAAUAAUCUUCCUGAAGAGUGUUUGCCUUCAGAUGAAGGUACUCCCCCAAGUAUUAAAAAAAUCAUACAAGUGAUGGAGAAGGUCCAAUAUCUUGAGCAAGAAGUAGAAGAGUUCAUAGGAAAAAAGACAGACAAAGCAUACUGGCUUCUGGAAGAGAUGCUAACCAAGGAACUUUUGGAACUGGAUUCAGUUGAAACUGGGGGCCAGGACUCUGUCCGACAGGCCAGGAAAGAGGCUGUUUGUAAAAUCCAGGCGAUACUGGAAAAAUUGGAAAAAAAAGGAUUAUGAAAAGAUUUAGAACAAAAGGGAAGCCUGCUACUAACUUGACCAAUACUCCUGAUUUUGGUUAUUUACCCUCUUUUUGAAAUGCCUGUUGAUGACAAGAAGCAAUACAUUCCAACUUUCUUUUGAUUUAAAACUUGAAAAACUGGUAAAGGACUUGGAAAAACAUUUUCGUUAUGAAUCGUUUUCAGUUUUCAGACCAAUGAAUGUAAUAGGAAACUAUAGAGUUACCAAUAUUGCAAAGUAGGCUCACUUCUUAAGAGAUUUAUGGAUAUCUGCAAGCUGUUUCUUAUCAGCAGGAGGGAAAUACACUUUAUGUAACAGGCUUAUCAGAAACCUACCAGAUGAGACUGGAUAUAAUCUGAGACAAACAGGUUUUUUAAAACAUCUGGAUUACUUGUCACAUUUUUGUACAUUGUGACUGCUUUCAGCAUACACGUCAUGUGUAAUUACAGCUUGGACUUUAGCCUUGUGGGACCUCUGUUUUGUUUUGUUAUUGCAGUUCACAAAUAUAGUAUUCUUCUCUACUUCUUGGUACAUUUUGUAGUAAUAUGUUUAAUAUAAUUAUUCAAGAGAUUAUAUUGACAGCCAGAUAGUAUGGUAUUUCUGAAUGAAUUUAUAUCUUUUCACCAUUUGAAUAUAUUGCAAUGUGUAGUGAGUUUCUGAGGUAAAUUGUCUCCUUUUUUGUAUAGAUCAUUAGGUUAGAGUUUUACCACUUCUACUUUUCAUGUUAAUAGCAGAAGGCGAUUUGGAAAUGGCACGGGCAUAAAAUGAAAAUGUUUGUGGCCAAUUUUUCUUUUUUGCUCUUUCAUUGUAUUUGGAUAAAGAUACACUUUAAAAUUUCCAUUUCCUCCCCUUAAUUAUCUUUUUACUAGUGCUGCUUCCAUAUGCAGCAUUGUGAUAGGUACAUGAAAAAUUAAAUGCCACAGUGGGUAGAAAUAACUGUAAAAGUAAUAAACUACUUGGAAAUGCUGUUCUCCAUCUAAAAAAUUAGUUUCACCGUCAAGAUCCCUACAAGCAGAUUUCAGUUCAGUUUAUAUUAAAAAACAAUGAGGGUAAAAGAGAAUUCAUUCAUGCUCAGGGAAUGAAUCAGCCAUAGUGAGAGUGGGAAAUAUUAUUUUUUUUAAAAGUAUAUUUGAUGUUUAUUUCUCUAGAAUAAAUUGCAUAGAAAGUAUUGCCUGUUUUAUAAAAUGAUGCUUAUUACCAUUAAGAACAAUCAUUAUACAGCCAAAUUUAAGGAAGGAAUAUUGAAAGGAUCUUAGCUGUGCUUGCUUGGGUAGUUCUAUGCUAUUGUAUAGAAGACUUAGGUAAAUAAUUUACUUUUCACACCUGAAGUGACUUCUAGUAAACAGUAUCUGUUAUUGGAAAAACAGCUGUUUCUUAAGAUAUCCAAGUGAUAAUGUUUUUUUCCUAGACUGCCAGGCCUAUUAAUGACAAUAAAUCUGUCAGCCAUCUCCUCUUCUUAUUAAAAAAAAUACAAAGCCAAUCCUCUUUAAUAAAAGGCUAAUAUGCAAAUCGACCAAACGGAGGAACGACCGGUCGCUAUGACACACACUGACCACCAGGGGGCAGAUACUCAGUGCAGGAGCUGCUCCCUGGUGGUCAGUGCACUCCCACAGGGGGAGUGCUGCUCAGCCAGAAGCUGGGUUCACAGCUUGUGAGUGCAGCGGCGUGGCAGGAGCCUUUCCUGCCUCCGCAGCAGCACUAAGGGUGUCAGUCCUUAGCUAAACUGGCAGUUGGACAUCCCUCAAGGGCUCUGGCCAGUCUGAGCUGCGCGCGCGCCCCCCCCCCCCCCCCAGUGCACGAAUUUCGUGCACCGGACCUCUAGUAGAAACAUAAUUGAUUAUAAGAAGAAAUGGAGUAAAAAUAAUGACUGAGUCUUAUGGUUGGGAUGAGUGAUUUUAUGAGGUAAUAUGAUAAUACUAUUCUAGGAUUUUUAUUUUCGGUCUAAUAUAGGAAUUUUUAAAAAGUCUUUUUAAUGAAAAUUAGAAAACUGUACUUGAAACGAAAUUUAGAAGGGGGAGACCCUUAAAGCUAAGUUAACAUAAACCAGUGAGACAAUGACCAAUUCAGGAGAGAACACUACUAUUUAACUGAGUGCCCAAGAUAGCAAUUUGCAUUGUCCUGAUUUAUGCAUAUAUACAUAUAUAUUAUGCACAUAUAUACAUAUGUGUGUAUGUUUUUUAAGUUAUUUUUUUAAUUUUCAGAUAAUUGUAGACCUGAAGAGUUGUAAAAAUAGUAUUUUCUGUAUACUCUUCACUCAUUCACUCAACUUGCUCUCUGAUAAUAUCUUUUUAAAAAUCUUAAAUUCAUUGGGGUGAUAUCAGUCCCCUUCUGUUAACAUCUUACAUAACCAUAGACCAUUUGCCAAAGUAAGAAAUUCGCCUUGACACAAUACUAUUAACUAAAGUAGAGAGUUUAAAAAGUAGAGAUUUUCUUAGAGUUUUCACUAAUGUACUUUUUACUUAACUGUCCCAGGAUCCAAUCUAGGAUCCCACCUUGCAUUUAGUUGUCAUGUGUCUGUAGGGUCCUCUAAUCUGUGACAGUAAAUUAUGGCACUUGGUGUUGUAAUGUAUUUCUGGUGUUGUUAACCUUAAUCACUACCCAAGGUGGUGUCUGUUAGGAUUCUCUACUGAAAAUUACUUUCUUUUGUAGUGACUAAAUAUUUGCUGAAGAUACUUUGAGACUAUGCAAAUGUCCUGUUUCUGCUUAAACCUUUGCCCACUCAUUUUGGUAUCCAUUGUGAAUCUUGCUUGUGUUGUCAGUUACUACUGUGGUGGUCUAAUGGUGAUUUUCUAUUUCUCUCAUUCUACAUUUAUUGAUUGGAAUUCUUCUGUAAGGAAGGGAUAGCACUUCUGGAUUUGUAUUUUUAAUUAUAGCAAAAUAUUCAGGAUAAGUACAAACUUAGAACUUAAAGAUGUAAACCUUAUUAAAUUGAUUCAUAAUACCAAUAUCACAGAAAGGAAAACUAAAUUGGUAACCUGUUUCAGAAAAUAUAAUGAACUUUUGAAGGAAAGUAGUAUUUAUGAUUUGUGGAUUUGGUUCAAUUUUUGACUUAGUAUUGACUCUAGACUGAAUUCAAAAUUUUCUUGAAAUUUCACAUCUGGACUUUUAUAAAGUGUCUACAUUUAUAUUACUUUGAGGAUAAUUUUUGUCAAAAUCUUGAAUAAAGUUACCUAGCCUUGGCAUGUUAAACACAACUAUGUCUUUUUUAUAAUAAGCCACUAUUGUUCUAAAUAUAAACACCAAUAUGAGUAUUAGACAAAUAAGCCCUAAUGAAAUAUCUGGGGGAUGUGUUAUGCUUGUCUGUACAUUUUUGGUGUGAAUUCUUUGAAAUGCUUUUUAAAAUAGGGUUUUAAAAGUACUUCUUUAGUUGGUUGAUGUAAUACUAUUAAAGAUAUGCAGAUUUUUAAAAAAUAAUUUUUAAAAAUUAUUGGAUUUUUAAAUUAUUUAUUUUUGAAAAAGGAGGGGGGAGGAAGAGAGGGAGGGAGGGAGAAAUAUUAAUUGGUUGCCUCCUGCAAUGUCCCUACCCCUACCCGGGGAUUGAACCCGAAACCUGGGUAUUUGCUGUGACUGGGAAGCAAACUCACCAUCUUCUGGUGUUCUGGACAGUGCUCAACUAACUGAGCCACACUUGCCAGGACUGUGCAGAUUUUUUUUUUUAAGUUUAAGAAUAUAGAUUAAAUUGGCAUUUAAAAGUUUUUCUGGGGAUGGAUAGUUGAUGAGUGGAUUUGUUUUCUUUUUCAUCUUUCAUCUUUCUAAAAAGCUAAGUUUAAAAAAAUCAAAUAAUUCUCUGGAAGUUAUGAUUUUAAAGUCAAUUCUGUGAAAAGGAGCAUUCUGCUCCCACUCCCUCUCUCUCUUUCUUUCUUUACUUGUUUCAAUUGAUUUUAGAAAGAGAGGAAGAGAGAAACAUCAGUUGGCUGCCUCCUAUAGGCAUCCUGACUGGGAUCGAACCUGCAACCUGGGUAUGUGCCCUGAUGGAGAAUCGAACCAGUGACAUUUCAGUGCACCGGACAAUGCUCAAUCAACUGAACCACACUGGCCAGGGCUCCUUUCUUUUUUUGUCUCCAUCUUUAUCAUGUUAAAGAGAUUUCUCAGAUGUCUAUCAGGGCUUGCUUGUAUUUUUUAUAGUGUUACUUUACUAGAGACUCAAAAUUAUUCCUAGAAAACACACCCUAACUACUUUAAUUAUCAUCUUUCUUGGAGUGGGAUAGCUAUUUUAAAUUUGAAAUUGGGAAGGGAAUAUUAUCUGGAUAGUUUUCAAUCCUGUGUUUAAACAGGAGGGUUUUAUAUAUAUUCUAUGUGGCUUUUCUCCAGUAGUGGGCAAUAGUAGCACAUCUGUUGUAAUGAACGAAAUAUGAGGCAGAGGAGGUGCCAGCUGCUGAGAGUGAGGAUUUAGGGGUUUCUGGGAUCAGUGCACAUUUUCUCUCAGCCACUCCUUAAAUGUUAUCUUAUUUUGCAAUAUAUAAUUUAUCUUGGUAGCCUAAUGCUACGAGUAGUAUUGUCAGAUAAAACAUAGGACUCCCACUUACAUUUGAAUUUCAGAUAAAACAACAAAUCAUCUUUUAGUAUACGUGUGUUCUAAAUAUUGCAUGGGACAUUCUGGGACUAAAAAGGAUUGUUUUUCUGAAAUUCAGAUGUAACUGGGAGUACAACAGCUCCCUCUUAUGUGAGGGGAGAUACAUCCUAAGACCCUCAGCGGAGGCCUGAAACUGCAGGUAAUACCGAACCCUAGAUAUAUUAUGUUUUUUCCUAUGCAUACGUACCUAUACAAAGUUCAAUUUAUAAAUUAGGCAUAGUAAGAGAUUAACAACUAAUAAUAAAAUAGAACAAUUAUAACAAUAUGCUGUCAUAAAACGUACAUGAAUGUGGUCUCUAUCUCAAAGUAUCUUAGUGUAGUGUACGUACAGUGUGGAUUAUGCUGGACAAAGGGAUGAUACAUGUCCAAGGUGGGAAGGAAUGGGACAGUGCAAGUUUUCAUCAUGCUACUCAGAAAGGCCCAGAGUUGAAUACUUAGGAAUUAUUUAUUUCUGAGAUUUUCCAUUUAAUAUUUUCAGACUGUGGUUGACCACUGGUAACUUGAGACCAUGGAAUGUGAAACUGUGGAUAAGAAGGGACUAUUUACUGUAUUUUUAAAAUUAUUUUGAGAUAAUUAUAAAGUCACAUGCAGUUUCAAGAAAUAAUGCAGAGCUUUCAUGUACCCUUUACCCAGUUUUCUUCAAGGGUAAUAUAUUGCAAAUCUUGCUGCAAUGUCACAAUCAGGAUAUCGACAUUCAUAUAGUCAAGAUAUAGAACAAUUCCAUCAUCACACUUUUUCCUCCUCUUGACCUUUUAUAGGCACACCUGCUUCUGUUUUCCAACCAUACUAAAAACCCCUGGUAACCACUAAUCUCUUCUCCAUUUCUAAAUUUUGUCAUUUCAAGAAUGUUAUGUAAGUAGAAUGGUACAGUAUGUUAACAUUAGAGAGACUGGCUUUUUUUCCACUCGGCAUAAUUCUCUUGAGAUUUAGCCAAGUUGUUUCCUCUAUCAGUACUUUUUUUAUUGCCAAGGAGUAGUCUGAGAUAUGGAUGUAGCACAGUUUAACCAUUCACCUGUUGAAGGACACCUGGGUUGUUUCCAGUUUGAGGUUCUUACAAAUGAAGCUGCUUUUAUGUAUAUUCAUGUACAGGUUUUUGUGGGACAUAGUUUUUGUUUCUUUGGGAUAAAUGCCCAGGAGUGUAAUUCUGGGUCAUAUGAUAGUUGCAUGUUUAAUUUUUAAAGAAACUACCAAACUUUUCUAGAGUGGCUAUACCAUUUUACAUUUUCACCAACAAUGUAUGAAUUUCUCUGCAUGCUUGCCAUUAUUUGGUGUCACUAUUUUUUUUAAGCCAUUCUGAUGGGUGUGUAGUGAUAUCUCAUUGUGGUUUAAUUUGCAUUUCCUUAAUGGUUAAUGAUGUUGAACAUCUUUUCAUGUGUUUAUUUGCCAUCUGUAUAUUCUGUUCCAUAAAAUGCCUGUGCGUGUCUUUACCCAUUUUCUAACUGGGCUUAUUUUAAUAAACUUAUUUUAGAAUAUUUAGAUUUACAGAAAAA